AUGGCUGACAUGUUGCCUGAAUGUUUCAUUCAAAAAAUACUCUCUUCUCUUAGUUUUGAUGAAGCAGCGCGGAUGAGCAUUCUUUCCAAAACAUGGCUGCAAGCCUGGUCGACUCUUCCCGACUUGGAAUUUAAUGUUAAGUUUUGCAAAGGCGAUAUAAAGAUAUUGGACACAAUUAUGGAGAGAUAUGGAAACGGAAAAAUCCCUAUAGAAAAGUUUGACUUAUCAGAGCUCUUAGGCGAUUCUCAUGAAGUUUUCCCUCUGAUUGAUAAGUGGCUUAACAUUGCACUUCAAAAUGGCGUAAACAAUCUUGUCCUUAACUAUAAAUCAUACCCCGUGCCUAUUUUAACAAUCUUGGCAGCAAAAUCUUUAAGAAAAUUGAUUCUGAAGAGUUGUACUCUUUUGCCUAUUUCUUUAUCCGGUGGUGUUGUGAAACACAAUUCUUUGAGAAAGCUUUCUCUAUCUUAUGUAAAAUUACACGAAAACAUGCUUCAGACUCUACUUAAUAGUUGUCCCUUGAUUGUCUCUUUCAUCUUUGAGUAUUGUUCGGACUUGGAAACAAUUGAGCUAGUGAAUCUUCAAAAGAUCAAGUCGGUUUCCCUGAAGGUCUUGAAGAUUCGGUUUAGUGGGAGCAUAUGGGAGAUUGAUGCUCCAAAUUUGGUGUCAUUUGAGUACACAGGGAAUCAAAUUCCUGAACUUCAAAUUGUGAGAGAGUCAAAACAACUGAAGCACUCAAAAAUCAUUCUUCACCGCUUAGACAAUAUAAAUGCUGACUGGUUUUGUAAGUUGAGGAAGUUUCUAUCAAAUUCGACCUCUUGGUCUCAAGUUUCCCUUUAUUUUUAUGAAUGCGCGGAGAUUAAAAUGAAAGAUCUGCAACAACACCACAGAGUUGCUACGCCCGAGGUGGACAUUUUAGAUGUCAACAUUCUGUGGCAGAAUCACGAAUACCCUUCGUUUGUGGAUGCUUUGGUAUGGAGUUGUCAGCCUAGGAGACUCAACUUGCAAUUAACAAGAGAAAUGGUUACAGUUUUCAUUGAUCGUUUGAUGCAUAUGAAGAAUUCGAUUCAGUCUACUUCUCAUGGAAGCAACCCUUGGUAUAGUCAAUUAAAAGAAGUAAAAGUCCACAAAUUUGAUAGGAAGAAGGAGAUUUGGUAUCCUGUGGAACACAAACUUGGGGAGCGGGCAACAAUGAACCUUGAUAGAUAUUAUAUUUUAUUAGAUUGGUAA
Molecule: messenger RNA, 1227 nt
Organism: Solanum stenotomum
Lineage: Eukaryota; Viridiplantae; Streptophyta; Magnoliopsida; Solanales; Solanaceae
Product: FBD-associated F-box protein At5g38590-like
Exons: 1
Coding region: 1-1227 (408 amino acids)
Molecular function (GO): protein binding
Source: RefSeq, a predicted model, not a curated record